ACUGUAGCUCCACAUUGACGUGAUUGGUUGAUGGUAGGUGGGGGGGCAGUACAUCUUGUAUAAACACAAACUCGCUUCCGUCACAAAAAACAUGGAGAACUUUGACGAAAGGCUAUCAGAACAAGUUCACAAAUAAAAUACAUCUUUAUGUAGGGAUUUCAAAGACACAAAAAUGUGUUUGAACUCCUGGAAAGAGAUCGGGGAGGUAAUGGGGAUAGAUGCGGUAAAGAGGUCAAUGGAAUAAAGAGGUCAACGGAAUAAAGAGGUAAAUGGAAUGUAGACUGUGGGGGAUAGGAGGACACUGGAUUGGCGCACAUUCAACAAAUCUGAUCUAACAAAGUGGAUAUUUGUCAAAUCCGUCAUGAGUGAUGUACUGUAACAGGCCCACAAUGUGGUUACUAAAAUCCGAUUUGGAUAUAUUUGGCUGUUUUCGCUGCAUAACAUUUAGAAGUUGUCCCUUUUCAGGUUUAGAAAAAAUGACUGCUAAACGCUAACUCCCAUUUGCAUAAGCUGGUUAGCAUAGCUAGCAUACAGAAAUUGGUGGUGGUAGUCAAAGUCAUUUUUAACUGUAAUGCAGUUGAUUGAUGACAUGAACAUGUAUUGGGGUUGACAUCCAUACAAACAUAUAGUGAGAAAUACACAUAUAAAUAAUAACCUAAAUGUGGGCUGAUUUUGCUAAGGGGAAAUGGGGAGGUGCAGGUGGGAAAACGGUACAGCCUUUUUACUUCAUGCUAUUUUGGCUGAGCUCCUAUGUCAAGCAUCGGGAAAUGGACUCCAACAUCUCAGAAGAGCCUUUAACCUGUGCCAGAACCGUGAAAUCUGAUGGUCCAAAAUGCCUCAUAAACUCCUCAAGUUACUCCUGGGAAGUUACCAGUGGCUGGCCAGUUACUGGCCCAUCCUUAUGCCAAGGGGAAUCCGCCUAUACACAUUUGAACAGAUCCCGUUAUUCAUGAAAGAAAACCCAUACAUUACAGAUGGAUACAGAGCCCGUUUAAAAUCCAAACUCUGUUUAAAAAGCAUAUUUGUGCUGUCCAAUGAGACAGUCAACAUAUGGACUCAUCUGUUGGGCUUCCUCCUGUUCUUCCUGCUGGGGGUGAAUGACAUGUCUAUUGUCCUGCCAGCUUCAGGUGCCAACAGAGAAGACUAUGUCAUCUACUGCAUAGCACUCUUCUGCUUUCAGGUGUGUAUGCUGUGUUCUGCAGGGUAUCACAUGUUCUCCUGCCACCUCUCAGAGAAGACGUGUCACCGCUGGUUGGCGCUGGACUUCGUUGGAAUCUCUGUGGGAAUCCUGGGCUGUUACAUUCCAGGGGUCUUCUAUGCCUUCUACUGCAUCACUUUCUGGAGACAGGUGUACCUGGUGACUGCUCUAGCGUUGAUAUUGGCUGUGUUCUUAGCUCAGAUCCACCCUCACUACCACUCUAAGGAGUGGCGACACCAGCGUACUGCCAUCUUCUGCUCUGUGGCUGGCUACGGGAUCAUCCCCGCCGGCCACUGGGUCUGGCUCAAUGAAGGCCUCGGCUCAGCUGUCGUCCAGUUGUUCCUCCCUCGUGUGAUUGUGAUGUAUUUGAUAGCUGGAGCUGCCUUCCUCUUUUACAUCUCUAAAAUCCCAGAACGCUGCUUCCCAGGUCAGCUGAACUAUCUGGGUGCCAGCCACCAGGUGUGGCAUGUCCUUGUGGUGUUCUUACUCUACUGGUGGCACCAGACUGCAGUAUAUAUCAUGAAAUUCAGACACAGCCAGCCCUGCCCUCCUCUCUACACCCAGCCUGGUCUGAUAGACUAGACGUAACAUAGUAAAUCUGGGACACUCAAAUUAGUAUAUGUUAUGUUUGGUAUGUGUGAUUGGUCG
This is a messenger RNA of Coregonus clupeaformis (lake whitefish), 1846 nucleotides long. Its product is annotated as progestin and adipoQ receptor family member 3-like. Gene Ontology annotation, molecular function: signaling receptor activity. NCBI's taxonomy places the organism in Eukaryota, Metazoa, Chordata, Actinopteri, Salmoniformes, Salmonidae. The transcript has 7 exons. The coding region runs from base 833 to 1780 and encodes 315 amino acids. Gene Ontology annotation, cellular component: membrane. The record is from RefSeq and is a predicted model, not a curated record.